CUAUACAUGCACAUAAUAUAUAUUUCCUUGUAAUGUACCUGACCAAAAUGGUUUCUAUCUGCUUCUUCAGGUCAAGAUAAAGUGCUUGUGUGAGUUAGGACGUGUCAUUGGUUGCAAGCUUACUCUGUUUAAAUUUGAGUCCAGAUGAAAGCAGGUCAUAUGUGUUUUUCAGUUUUACAACACCCUAUGUACAGAGUCUCAUCUUUAUUGAAGGGAAGUCCUUUCCUUCAACCAAGGAUCUUGGCCCGUUUUUGGUCAGAGAAGUACCAAACUUACACACUUGAAAACAGUUGUUUUUAUGUGCAUGGAUCUAGCACCCGUGAACCUUCUGCAAAGGAACAAUAUAGGGGAAGAUGGAAGCAACGACAUAUAAAAGUAGGAAGUGAAAACACCCAGAGCAGUAAACCAUAUGAAAUCAGGCACAAAGUGUUGGACAGAAAAGUUACUGCAACAACUAAGUUAAAAAUAAAUAAGCCAAAGCUGAUAGAAUUUGAAAGAGUUCAAUACUGUGACAUUCAAGAGAAGAUUGUGGAUAGCAAAGUACUAGAGCAACUUGUCACAUUUUUUGUUUUUGAUAUUGAAACCACUGGAUUGAGCAGAGAGAAUGAACGAAUCAUUGAGAUUGCAAUUCAGGAUCUCCUGGGAGGUGAGAACAGUACAUUCCAAACUGUAGUCAACCCAGAACGUGUUAUCCUCAAUUCCCAUGUCCAUGGCAUCACAACAAGUAUGGUUAACAGACCUGAUGUUCCAAGGAUGCGGGAUUUGAUUCCAAUCUUAAGGCAAUAUGUCAGAAGCCGCCAAAAACCUGGGGGUCUCGUUGUCUGGGCUGCACACAAUGCACGCUGUUUUGAUGUACCUUUUCUGAUCAAGGAAUUUAGCCGCUGCUCCAUAGAGAUCCCUCCAGAUUGGGUAUUUCUAGAUACACUUCCUCUUGCUCGUCAGUUGAUGAAGCCAGAUGGAUCAAAACUUGAUUCAACAUCGCAGCAAUCACUUCGUGAGUACUAUGGUAUCCCAUUAGUGGGUUCAGCUCAUAGAGCCAUGUCUGAUGUCAACACAUUAUCGCAAAUACUACAGAAGAUGACUUUUGACCUGAAGAUGCCAGUACCCAGCCUUCUUGAAAGAUGUUUCAAGCCUUCUGACUUGAUAAACUCGAAGAAAAAGAAGAAUGUUAGCUAGCAUAAUCCAUUCUCAUGUGUUUGCUCCUCCUCUACACGGGGAGGAAUAUGUACCCCUUUUGGUCGCUCCUCUGAGUAUUUAUUGUUAUUUGUAACUUCCAUUCUUUCAAAAGUCAUUAACUUAUAGAGAAAAAAUACGAUCUUGCUUUGUGUUGUUGCUUGAAUUCCUGGGGCUUGGGACCUACCAAGACAGGAAGUUUGUGUUCAAAUACCUGGUCACUGACGCCUGACGGUAUGUUAUAUACGUCUGUAUGUUUGUGUUUGACAGUGCCAGGACCAAGUCAUUGACUGUGACACGGUUUUUGUUUAGGGGUUUUUUGUACUCCUGACUUGGGAACCGCUUACUGUGCCAGAUAAUAAAGGCCAGAUAACCACCACAUUGACCGAUUUGACAAUAAUUUGAAAUUAUUUGCUCCAGUUAAACGGGUCGUUGUACA
Molecule: messenger RNA, 1612 nt
Organism: Nelumbo nucifera (sacred lotus)
Lineage: Eukaryota; Viridiplantae; Streptophyta; Magnoliopsida; Proteales; Nelumbonaceae
Source: RefSeq, a predicted model, not a curated record